Triticum turgidum subsp. durum (durum wheat) is the source of this 441-nucleotide messenger RNA. The record is from the annotation of a GenBank genome assembly. Lineage: Eukaryota; Viridiplantae; Streptophyta; Magnoliopsida; Poales; Poaceae.
AUGGAUGGCAAAAUUAGUAUCAGAUACAAAGUUGACCUGGAGCGCAUGCUGCUUAAUGGAAGUGCACAGCCAACACACAUGCAGUUAUCGCUUUUAGAAGAUAUCACAGACUGUUUCUCCGAUGAUCAGCAAAUUGGUAGCAGUGGGUUUGCGGUGGUUUAUAAGGGAAUAGUGGGAAAACGAAUGGUUGCUGUGAAGAAGUUGUCCCAAACACUUGAUAUGCAUGAGAAUAAAUUUCACAAAGAGGUUGAGUGCCUGAUGAAGGCCAAGCACAAGAAUAUAGUGCGGUUCCUAGGAUAUUGUUCUGACACGCAAGGGAGGAUUGCGGAUUAUGAGGGUAAGUUUGUGAUGGCAGAUCUGCGGAACUGGUUACUAUGUUUCGAGUAUGUACCAAAUGGAAGUCUCGAUAAGUAUAUUACAGGUAUCCCAUAUGUUUGUUGA